UACUGGGAAGUUUUAUUUUAACAUGGGAAUGUCCUAAGCUGUGUAAGAGUGACGGCUUUCAAUGGGAGUUAAUAUGCCUUUAAGGUGUGACCCUGUAGGAGGGGUUACAUAAUAUUUAAACUGAACCUUGGCUCUUACUUUCGGUUAUCUUUCAAAGCCCCUGCAGUCACGGAGUGUCGUGUAAACAGCUCUGUUCUGCUGUAUUUAACGGCACUCAGAGCAGGAUUUCUAUGUACACACUAUGGGUGUGUUUAAGUUUUCCAAAGUGGACUUCCUCUUCACUUGUGUGGGUUGGUUGUUCUUGCUGUUGGACGUAGUGCUGGACAUAUGGGCUGUUGUGUCUUUCUACCAGGAAAAGGCCUACGUGUGUCUCGGUAUCCUGCUGCUGUUUCUGGUGGGCUCGUCAGUUCUUGUUCAGAUCUUCAGCUGGCUGUUUUAUAGUUAUGAGGACUUUAAGAGGGAGACAAAAGUUGAGAGGUACCUGAGUCGGGGCAAGCUCAAGCUGCUACAUGUAUUGCAGCUGGGAAUCUACUUAAGGCAUUUAGGUGUUGUGGAGGUUUCUGUACGCAGCUUCUUCACAACGUUGUCAGACCCCGAGAGUACCGCAGUGUUCCUGAACCAUGACCUCAGCUUCCUGCGGCUCAUAGAGACGUUCUCAGAGAGCACCCCUCAACUCGUCCUCAUGCUCACCAUCAUCCUGCAGCGGGGUGAUCUGGACCCUAUAACAGUGUUGAAGGCGUUGGGGUCAGCCUCAGCCAUCGCCGUCAGUGUGACCAUGUACCACCGCUGCAUGCGCUCCUUCCUGCCAGACAAGGAAAAGCAGCCGCCGUCCUCAUCGGCGGUCUAUUUCCUCUGGAACCUCUUCCUCAUCUCGUCUCGCCUCAUCGCCCUCGCCCUGUUCGCCUCCAUUCUGCCCUGCUUCAUCUUCACCCACUUUGUUUGCUCCUGGCUGGUUUUAUUCUUCUUCGCCUGGAGAUCCAACACCGACUUCAUGGAGAAACCUUGUGGAGAGUGGCUUUACCGGGCCACAGUGGGCCUCAUCUGGUACUUUGACUGGUUCAACGCGGUCGAGGGGAGGACGAGGUACAGGACUCUGCUCUACCACGGGUACAUACUGGCUGAUAUUGUCCUCCUCUGCAGCUUGUGGUGCUGGAAGAUGAGCACAGAACCACCUUCUUUUGAAAUCCCACAGUUGUACGCUAUAAUCACUGCUGCCUGUGUUGUUUCAGUUUACAUUCUUGGUCUCUUAUUUAAAAUAGUAUAUUAUAAGUUCUACCAUCCAAACCUUGCCAAACACGAGUUAAAAGGGGGCCCUACUGGAGAUAUGGUGGAUGGGGACAUCAAUAUUCAAACUAGGUCUCUAGGCGUAGAUGUUACAGUUCGCAGCAUGCCCAGCUCACCAGCACCUGAUGUUAAACACUACAGUAAAAGAAUGAGGAAGUUGGCCGAGAACUUCUACGCCUCCUGAUCUGCAUCACUUGACAUCCACCGGACACCGAGGUUAGACAGAGACUAAGUCAUGCAAAUGUCAGUCAACUGGACAAUGAAGAUCACGGGCUGUGUGGGAUCGUGGGCUAUGACUUGAUCCCUGAUUAACCACAAUGUCGACAUCAGUUCAAAUCGAGAAUGCUGGAUUCUUGUAAACCCUCUCUGCACUGUAUGAACUGGUGCUGCUGUCUACCAAAGCACAUAAAGCGUUAUUGUUAUUUAACAUUUAUUAUUAUUAUUUAUCACUAUUAACUGAUUUCCUUGUUAAAGGAUAAAUUCACAUUCUGUCAAGUCUGCCUUAAAAUAAUACUGACAUGCCUUUAUGUACACUAAAAGAGUUAUUGGUCGCUGUAAUUGUUCCUUUGGUCCAUAACAGUGCUGCAACUAACAAAUGUUUUCAUUAUCGAUUAAUCCGUCAGUCAUUGUCUCAAUUAAUCGAUUAAUUGCUUG
Messenger RNA from Thunnus maccoyii (southern bluefin tuna), 1938 nucleotides. RefSeq names its product XK-related protein 8-like. Bases 242 to 1468 code for a protein of 408 amino acids. Gene Ontology annotation, biological process: phosphatidylserine exposure on apoptotic cell surface; engulfment of apoptotic cell; apoptotic process involved in development. The transcript is spliced from 3 exons. The record is from RefSeq and is a predicted model, not a curated record. NCBI's taxonomy places the organism in Eukaryota, Metazoa, Chordata, Actinopteri, Scombriformes, Scombridae. Gene Ontology annotation, cellular component: plasma membrane.